This is a messenger RNA of Porites lobata, 25031 nucleotides long. NCBI's taxonomy places the organism in Eukaryota, Metazoa, Cnidaria, Anthozoa, Scleractinia, Poritidae. The record is from the annotation of a GenBank genome assembly.
AGGCCUUUAUUUCGCUUUGCUGCUUUCGAAAGCCAUUUUUUAUUCAAAGGGUUUAUUUUGUGAUCUGGUGAAUGGUUUCCCCCGGAUCACCCUGAUCUUGAAAUUUUGCCAAUAGUCUCCUGUUGCAUGAUUUGUUGAUGUCAUGUUUUGGGUGUUCGAGACGCCACGUUUUGUGAAAAAAAGGUUUCGUUCUUCUCAAGUGCAGACAAUGGCGGCUCGGUUGCUUAAGGUAAGGUGUCGUUUCUCAGUAUUAUUCUUUGUCCUGUUUACAUGAAAUCAAAUGUUUAAUUUUGGUAAAGAUUUGCUUUCAUUUUACUUUCGAUUUCUGCCCAAAGUUCAUCUUUUUAGGUAAUGAUGAGUUCAAAAAACGGCCUCUUCUGCUCCAGAGUAGAACAUGUAGUUGUAAACAUUCCAUGGAGCAAAAAAUUCUGCUUAAGUAAAUUGGAAAGCUCUGUCAAUUCCUUUUCCUACAUUCAAAACACCAACCUUAGGAUUUUGUCGAUUUUUGAAAGGUUCUUACUCUAAAAAAUUUGCAAAACACCGAGCUCGUGCAUUAUUCAUUCGGAAUAUUGCUGACUUAUUUAAAAUAAAUUAUUCUUUGCAAUGAAGGUGAAAUAUAGGAUAAUGGCUGAGUUGCGACGCCUUCUUUAAAAUAAUGACGAGCGCGAUGUUAUUAUUUUUUGGGAAGGCCGAGUGAGCGAGGGCAUUAUCCGAUUUAAUGCACCAUUCUUUUGUUUUGAAACCGGCAGGUCAUUAUUGUGGUCACUGAAGUGGGACAGUAGGCUAUUAUUCCUCCUGUUCCACCUCAAUGACCUGCUCUUCCAUUUAUUGAAAAUAAUAACCUGUCCAAAACAAUGGAAAAGUGUAUUAAUAGUGGCAGCCUAUUUACCGAGCUGCGAAGGGCUGACGUAAACAUUCAUAAGGCCACAAUUCAGCGAGAUUGAAAGGAAUAAUUGUUUUAGUAUACAGCGUAUUUAUUGAAGGGUUGUUGCAAAAACUGUGCAGGCGACAACCCCGAAAGGUAAUAUGGGAUAUGAUCAAUACAGUGUUCCCUACACUGUAGCUAUCGAACCUAAUUUUGUGUCUUUCCUUUAGCCCUCGCAAACAUACGUCCAUGGCCUCUCUGGCCAUUCUUUGAAAAAACAGUGAAUUAAAAACCACCCACAUUACCUUGCUGGAUUGUCGCGUGCACUUUUUCCGACAACCUUUCUCGAACUAGCUGUAUACUAAAACAGUGGACAGUAUUUUUCGCGCGCUCUGAUUGGCUACUCAAUCAGUGAAUAUCCUGCACUAUUCACUUCGAUGAAUAAUUGUUAUAUAUACACAAAGUGAUCUCAACAGUAUCAGAAAGGAAACCAUUAAAAAGAUUACUUCGAUUGGUUUAUUCAUACAUGAACAUUUAGGGGUACCCAACAAGAAUAUAGCUCAAAACCACUCAAACAUUGCAUUGUUCAACGUAUUUUAGUAUUUAAGCGGUAGAUAUAGGCAUAUUUUUAUCCGCUAAAAAUUUUUCAUCUGUUAGGAUUUCGUAGCUGAAAGUCUAGAGAUCCGAAAAUUAUAGGGAUCAAAACCUACCUUUUCGAAAAUUUCAGACAGAAAAAAGGCUCUCGAAAAUUCUACGUGACCUCUUUAGGGUAAAAAUCCUUUAAAAAUGGGCAAUUAUACCAUUUUUCAGGUGUUCGAAAAUCCUAGGAGAGGCAGGCAAGCAAGAAAUUUUACAACAAAUGUUCCUAAAAUUCUAGAUCUCAAAUCGUCUUCCGAACAGAUAUUUUCCAAAAAUUGACGCUGGGUGCUCCCGAACAUUUUGCCGUUAACAGUAGGUACCCAAAAGUUCAACCUUUACAGUAUCUUCAAACAAGGGAAAUCAUAGUUUCAAUCUCUUUUUAACCUAUAGCAUUAAUAGUUCAAAAGUAAUCGUCAGACGUUUAAAUUGCUACCUCAUCUAAGAAGAAAUGUAAGCUUUAUAUGCUUCUGUCAACUCGCUAAUGAAAAUGGUUUAUUUUGUCACUUCUUUUAAGUGCUGACAACGGUGGCUCCGAUCGAGGUUAGCGUUAUCUGUAAUGUUCUUUGCCUUGUGUUUUUGCUGGUACAUUCAGUUUUCCAAAAUCAGAGUUGCUUUCAUCCUUUUUCUUGAUAAAUUAACUUGGAUUUCUGGGCAAAAUCUGUAGUCAACUUCGAGCGUAAACGUCAGUUACAGUAAAUCUCUUCACAAUAAUUCAAGUUUUUUAAAGACUUUAAAGUAACAUAAGCGCGAGGAUUUUCUUGAAUGUUCAAAAAGUUCUUAACCUAAAACGUUAGCAAAACAUUGAGUUCACGACAGCGAUUUUAUUUUACUUUGUACUUUCCGUAGUCUAAGAUAGCGAACCAACGAGUGCUUAUAUAAUAAAGCUAGACUUCAAUCCUUUUUAUGCCGCCGAAAAGCCGGCGCUUUUCUCUACCAGUGGGCUAUAACAUAUACCCUAGUAAUAGCUCAACCAAUCAGAACGCAGCAUUCAUAAUAGACCAUUAGUCGGAUUUUACUAAUGCCUCAUAUGCCGUGCUUUCCAAAUAUGGUCAGUUUACGCGUCAAGUCAAGAGAAAAUGCAAUUUCAUCGGAAGACUAAAGAGGCGCGGAGCAUGAUCGCUAAGCGAAUCAAAACUCUAGAAUUUCAAUAUCCAAAAUAGCGAACCAAUCAGAUUCCUUAAAACACCAAGAUCAAUGAGUGUUUAGUAUUGUAGUGUUUUAUGUUCCAAAACUAACCUAGAUAGUUAUCAAUUCAGUGAUUAUUUUGAGGGUGAUUUCGAUAUUUCUGAGUGACUCUUUUUUUGCGCAGCUCUGGCGCGCGAAGCGCGCGCAGAAGAGCACCAUGGGUAAGAAGUUUGGUAAUCACGUGGCCAUACACCGACCGAGAUUCCGUCCGCACCGCAGGCAUACCAAUGUAAAAUAAUUCAAUCAACAGGUAUGGCAACCGAAAUGCAACUCAAGGUUUUAUUUGGAAAGAAAUCGCAUGGCCGCCCGGACUUUAAGAAAGAAAAAACAACAAACUCGUGUCUUUUUUGACGUUAUUUUUGAUGUUUACACUCACCUGGAUAACAGAGAAAGAGCUUGAGCGAGUGAUUGAAAACGGAAGAGACGAAUUUUGUAGGAAGAAAAACAUGAAAAUCAAAGCGGCGGUGAGACAAUGAGAAAUGCCAGCGGCCAGCAAAGUGAAAAUGAUGGGCAGUGAAAAAUGAAAGCGAACAUGAACACAGGAGACAAAAUAUUGGGUAAACACAUACGACAAUUCCUCCAUAAAAAUAAUGUGUAACUAGGAAGUUUGACGAUUUAGUCCUACAAAACAGCAUUGUAGUUGUGCAAAAGAACGCAAAAGAAAAACAAAAAGUGUGUUGCACUUGCAAUUUGUUUUUUUGCUAAUAGGAUCUAUUGAUCUUGAUGCCAUUUUCAUUGCCGUCCCCGUUUAGCAUUACACGAUUUAAUUUUGUUUGUUUAUAAGUAUUAUUAACGAGAGCUUCGCUUUUAGCUCUGGCUAAAUCUAUAUAUUAUUGUAAAAGUUUUGUUAUUUUCUUCCGAAAAUAUAACAACACUUUCUGUUGAUUUUAUGAAGUGUUUAUUGGACUGAUAACAGAUUUACCACUGUUAUCAUGCACAUUGCAUAUUCAUAUCUUGUUGAUCUUAAACUCCUCGAACUGUACAGCAGUAAGGGAAAGCGAAGAACUAAUACAGAAUUAUGUUUUUUGUGAUACCUUUAUGUUUAUAAAAUAAGAAAAUAAAACAUGUCUUAAAAGUUGACGAACGUUCGUAUCUACAAAUUAAAUAGUAGCAAACGUGAAAAUGAUGUGAGAUAUGCUGUUUGUUUGCAGUGAAAUCGAGACGUGAGCUAUCUGAAAAUAAAUGUACUGUCUUAAAGCCAAGGACAAGUUGGAUGCUUGUUUCUUAGAAUAGAUUUGAGAUCAGGAUUAAUGCUUAAAACAACUUGUAAUAGACCAAGGUUUCCUUCAGCAGUAAUAUUUCCCUGGAGAUAUAGGAUUCAAUUAACUAGUCACAGAUAUAUGACUUUCCACAAGUUUUAUUUAAGGUACAGAAAAACGGGCAACAAAAAACGUGCAACUUGUCUUGCAACAUUGCUGCUAAACGAGUUGAAUAGCGAUGUUGCGCGUUUUACCACUUAUGUUCAAACCUAUUAAAAACCUGAUUUGUUGCAACACAGGUUUGAUAUGGGUGGUAAACCGAGCAACAUCGUUAUUCAACUCGCUUUGCAGCAAUGUUGCAAGACAAGUUGCACGUUUUUUGUUUCCCGUUUUUCCGUACUUUAAGGUAGCCUCCACAUUGUCCGACAGAACUUUAGCCCGACGUCGCUUUGACACAGUUGUCAGUUAUAAGAUUUGGUACUUCCUGUACAGCCAGCUGCCUGACUCAUUGCUUGGAUUAUGCUAGAGAAAGUGAAUUGACCGAUGGGGAAUUCCAGUACUACAGUGGGUAGUUUUCGGUUAGAAUGUGGCACAUAUCGUGAAAUUCUGAACACAAUUAGCCCCAGGGCUUAUAUCUUCCUUGGGCCGUUUUUGAAGAGCUUAUAUUCGAAGGUUCAUGUUAUACAAGGGAAAUCCCAUGAAGUUUAUAAUCAGCAGGAAAUUUGUGUCAGAAAUAAUUCAACCUACGAAUGAUGAUGAUGUAGCGCAUUGGCUUAAAAUUCGCAACAACCAAACAAACAAAUCUUACACAUUAAUUUAAUGGAUUUAACAACAUCACAUGUUAUAUUUUAUACCGAUAAGUCUAAAUUCGCACCAACGUAUUUAGAUUGCUCUUUGUCCAUAAUAGAUUAUAUAUAUAAAAAAUUCUAAAUUGAGAUAAAAGCCUGUCAGCCACCACACAUAUUCCACAUGAUUUACCGUAAUCUUCAAUAACAUUGAAAAGUCUGACGUAUUGGUUAUUUAUGAUAGGCCUUGAAAACAACGCUCGUAGUGCAGGAGGUGCUAUUUCACAGGCAGAAAAAAGAGAUCAAGGGUCUUUAACUUGGUGGAAAAGUGCUCCAUUCACAGAGACUACAAAGAAGUGAUUAAAUUAAUUAAAUCGACAAACAAUUUUCACUCGUUAAAAGUCACUACUCGUUGUAUUUUCGUUUUCUAAAGGGCAAAACGGUAGAGGUAGACAUCAGAGUAGAAACAGAAAGGCGCGAUCUAUGAACAACAUACAGUUGAUCCUCCAUAUAACGAAGGGUCGAAGGACUGGCAAAAUAUGCUCGCUGUAGCAACGGUUUGUUACAUCGAGGUUUACUAUUACUGGGCGAAAAAUAACAUUCGUUAUGAGUCAGGCAGCUGGCUGUACAGGAAGUACCAAGUCUUAAAACUGACAACUGUUUCAAAGCGACAUCGGACUAAUGUUUUAUCCGCCAAUUUGGAGGCUACCCAUUAAAAACUUCCUUAUAUAGAGGUUACGCUGUAGUACAUAAUACCUUCCUGAGAGAAUCCGCCGGAGGUUACCUGAUAAAAUUUUAUUACUUCAGGAUGAAUAUGAGAGGACAUAAUAUUCUGUUGUCUUUAGAAAUAAGUAAAACGACGGAAAGGAAAUCUAAUUUGAUCGACUGCAAAUAUUUCGAACCGAAGCAUCUGCGCGCUUUUUAUGUCACGUAUACUUCGUUCUUAAGAACGUCUUGUUUCCAAAAGAUUUUAAUUUGAUAGACGACAAUAACAGCAGUUUGCACCUUUUUUUAAGACGUUAAAAAUUGUAAGAAAGGAGUUAUCCACCGUUUAUGAUUUCAUCCGUCUGUGUUUAUAUGCCAGAUGAAACGUUCUCGUCAUUUCCAGCAAAAUCAGGCGAACAACUUUUUGUGUUGAGAAAAUAAACUUCGGUAUCAAUUUUUCUUUUGUCGAAAAGAAACUGUUGAUGAUUCACAAUGAAGGUUUUGCUUUCUCAGGUUAGAGUGUAAGGGGUUCUUUCACAGAUGAAAUUGUUCUGAAUACUAAAUGGUGAAUAAGGCUUUGAUUUUGUAUUUUGUCUUCCAGUUUUUCUUUAUUAUUUUGGCCGAAUUAUCGACUGGUGAAUUUUCGUCUUGUAUCCCUAAAGGUGAGUACCGUUUUCUCCUUUUCGAGUAUUUUUAAAUUUCAAUCUGUUUUGUAGCAUAUACAUAUCUACGCGCGCUUACGAUUGACUGAACACGGUCUUACUUCUCUUUCAGUUUGUCUUUUCUACUUUAAAAUUUUAUAGAAGCUGAAGUAAAAAAACCUGAGUAAACGAAUAGAAUAGGAUUCCGCUUUUUAUUUUAAAGGAAUGUUUUAGAUAUUUUAAAUACCAAGUGAACGUUUCUUGGCGAAAAAGAAAACGAUUCGUACCAAUGUUCGUCUGGGAAUACACUAUAUAUAUGACUGUACGGUCUGUUGAUAAAUGUCAAUUAUACAGAGUUGAACGUUGGCCUUUCUAGGUUAAUUUCUGCGGUGAUUUCAAUGAAUUAAUUUCAUUUUUCAAUUAGCUCCAUGACUAAAAUGACACUCACAUUAUUUGAGAAUAAGUGAAGUCUAGGUAUACAUAGAUUAAAUUAAUCUAUUUGAAGUUUCAAAUUUGUGUAUUUCUUUGUAUUUUUUUGUGCUUCCGUUCUUUUAAUAAAUCUUGUUCGAGAGCGUUUAUUGUUGGAAGUCAAAACAAAGAAAAAUCUCAUCCUGUUUACCGACAUUUUAAACUGCCACACGCUUCUGACGCCUCAGUUUAACUAAAUUAAUAAAAUGCUCGUAUAAAUUGAAAAAGAUGUCUAAGAUAAUUGGCCUCUAAGGAAAAAGCUUCAAUCUAUAAAUGCUACAGGCUAAAUAAAUUCAAGGAAAAUCCCUUGACAAAAGAGUUCUUUAGGAUACUUCAUUGAUAAUAUACUAGAAAAAUCUGAAAAUAUUAUUGUAUCGUUUCCUUUCGCUUUCAAAACGUGAACGAAAACACUAUAUUUUGUUUACUAAACAAGUAUUAAUCGUUUUUCUGUUAGUUCGAUAAACUGGGAACAAUUUUACCAUUUAUUAAAAUGAUGCUGAGAAAAAAAUAAAUGCCAUUGAAAGGUUUUAAGUAAGUGAUUGCAGAAAACAUGAAAGUUAUAUUUCUGAAGAUUUUCGAAGUGCUUUCAUUCAUCCCUGGCUCAUUCCAAGUUAUUCCUUUACAUAGUUGCUGAUUCUCUUCCUCUUCACGUUAAUCCAAGUGUCAACACGUGAAGGAAACAUAAUCUUCCUAUGCAGGGAUCACGCACACAAAAAAUGGAUGAGGACGUUUCUUUGACAUAGUUACAAUUUAAUACUUUAGGUCUUGUUUACAGACGCAGGUGGAAAAAAGGACCCAGCAUAAAAGAAAUGUAUAUCUAAAAAAGAAAUUUCAACCGGUAUUGUGAACCUUUUCCCAUUCAAAAGUAUAGUGGCUGUUGAGAUUUGUAAAGAAGGCUGUUUAAAAAAAUGAUGCAGGAUAAAUGUACCAUCCAUGGGUAGAGUUUGUUUUGUGGACGCUUAAUAAUUAAGGCAUUCAAACUAUUUCUCCUUUUCUGAUUGGCUUAAAUUCCCCAGCUAAUUUUUCAUAUCCAACUAACGCUGAAGAUACAAUAUUAAUUGACGAUUAUCGUCAAGCGUUUCAAUAAUAGCUGAAGAUUGAAUCACACGCUACAUGCAGAAACAUGUUUAACUGACUCGAAAAGACAGCAACAACACAAAAAUGGCACUCCUUUUCAAUUUCUUUUUUGAGUUAUUCGGCUUUGGCAGGAUAUAAAAACUAUUUGAAGGAACAGAGAGCAGGCGGAGGAAGACUCAAAAGACUCAAAAUAUCAUUGAGUAUAUGUUCCUCGUCAGUUGCUGUCAAGCAACGUCAUAAAAAAAUGAUGGAGAAAAUAAUUAAAAGUGGCCAGCGCUUGCAAUAGACUGCAUUGCAAACCUAAGCCACUGAUUGUAUAUCAAUAAACUUUCGUUCUGUAUUGUGCCGACAGAAUACCGUGGAGUAAGACGAGAAGUCUGGAGAGGCAUCAGUGGUGGUUGGUAUUUGAAACAUUUGACGUCGGACAGUAGAUUUCCAAACUCACCAACAACAGUGGAGGUCCUUCAAGAACUGUCAUCGCCACGAAAUGAAGACGAUUUUUAUGGUCAGAGAUUGCAAGCGUACUUCAUAGCACCAUCGAGUGGAAAUUACACCUUUUAUGCGACUUGUGACUCGGAGUGUGUAUUCUAUUUAGGUUUUGACGAAAAGCCUGAGAACAAGAAAGAGCUGAUAAGGAUUGACCAGGACCAUAGGACUGGGUACGACCAGUGGAACAGGUAAAAUGGAGAUUUCUAACUUGGCCUUGAGUCAAAGUUGAAAUAUGUACUUUUGAUUAUAAGCUUGUUUUUAAUUAAUUCUUAGAUAUUUACUACAACGGUCAUGUUUGCAAGAACUAGAGAAAGGAAAGUUGUAUUUCAUUGAAGCAUUGCACACUAACUACAUCAAAAAUGAUCACAUGAGAAUUCACGUGCAGUUUCCUGGAUUCAAUACUUCAAGUUCACUGGAUCAUAAAAAUCUGUUCCUUUAUACGCCAGGUAAACACUUCCUUUGUCAAAAAAACAUAGUUUUUAGUUAAUAAUGGAGCAUCACAUUAAAAACCCUCCGGUUUGAGACCAAGCUGGGUCAAAAGCCUACAGUAUUACUCCAACAAACCUGAACAGAAAAUAAACAAUGGACCUUAUUCACGAUACCCGCCAUCUUUGCACGUGCUUACUGACUUAUGGACUUAUGGGUUCUCAGGGGCAAACAAGUGAAAGUUUGCCAAUGCAAGAAAUCGCGGUCGAGUUUUGUUUAUUCUAGACAACAGAAAAUUAAGAACUUUGCAUAUAAGGACGAUAAUGGCAAGUUAUGGGUAGAAGUGAUCAUUGUUACUUCUUUGGAUUCAGAUGAUACCGCAGAUGUUCUCACAGCAAACGAUAAUGACGUAAAUAUUUUAUAUGGCAUAUGGGUUUUUCAUAUAUUGCUUCUAUUAAUGGUAAAAAAAGGCAUACACUUUUCACAUGCAGCUUUAACUUAUCUGUCUAAGGAUCCUCUGUCCAAACCACCUGUGUUCUAUUGAGACGGUGCGGUGUAACUUGUGGUGGGGGACAACAAACACGCAUCAUGACAAGAGAUAAGCUGGUCAGCGGAGCAUGCGUCAACGAAACAGGCAAUCACAGUGAGUGGCUAUUUUGUUAAGAAGGAUCGCUUUAGUUAUGGAGACUUUCUUUUCAUGUACACCACAUAUUUCUCGCAAGCCAAAAACCACAUGCAAUAAAUGCCCUCUUACAGGAGAGUAAUUCACUUGAAAUAUAGCUGACAAGAGCCUUUAGAUACUUUAAGAAACAACGCCAUUGAAAUAGUCUAGAAUCAUUCGUGCUGCAAUGAAUUACGAACUGUGACACUGUUAUCUUCUUGGUAACAGUUUGAACUUUGAAUUUAUUUUAAACUGUGAUGUUCCCCCUCUAUGUCUAUGAAUAUUAUGGCACUGUAGAAUUCUUGCACCGACCAACGUUUUUUAAUAACCUUGUACUGACAGAAUGUGAAACACAUAUCAUCCAUCUACGUCCUUCUUUACAUUAUACUCACUCUGCUCUAAUAACAGUUUGUUGUUCUGUCCUGAACUCAGAGGAAGAAACGACUUUGUAUGUAGAAGCCUACAAUAUAACAACGUCAGAAGCUGUCAUAGCCUGGAAACUUCUGCAAACAAAUGCGUCUGAGUUAAUCCCUGUGUCUGGCUACACUGUUAACGUGAAAUCAAAACAAGAUAAGGGCCAAGAGAAAACGGUCAACACAAGUGUACAUUUAGUGGCGUUUGAGAACUUAAAGACUUUCACCAACUACUGCGUUACUGUUGAACCGCUGACAGUUUUAAAAGGACUUGGAAGAGAUAUCUGCUAUUAUUUUACAACAGACGAUGAUAGUAAGUUUGCUUAUCUACUUUGGUGACUUACUUUUCUCAGGAACCUGAUAUUUUUCUAUAACGUUAGAGACUCCGUUUUGCCAACCAUGUGAUAUUAUGCUGGGCAUAACAAUGUCUGUAGCCGACGGUUCGUCGCGAUCACAUGUACUCUAGCUACACUGCUUUUAUCUCCUGAUCCUAACAUUAACAAUAAUAAGAUUUUCUUAAACUCAGUAAAUAACGCGUGCAAUAUGUCCUUGAUCUUUAGUUCCAGACCUCCCACCGCAGAAUAUCACCGUGGAGAGCCGUGGUUCAGUGUUGCAUUUGAAAUGGAAACCAGUCCCCGAGCAAAAUCGAAACGGAGUCAUCCUGGGUUAUAAACUGAUUAUAAAGUUGACUAGUGCAACGUACCAUCAACAAAAGCCAAAUGAUGAGGACACGGGGCAUUUGUCGCGCUUUGCCACUGUCCUGGAAGCUAACGUUUUCUUCUUCGAAUUACGUAAUGUUGAAGCGUUUACUUGGUAUUGUUUCAAGAUGCUGGCUUUCACAAGGAGGGGAGAAGGGCCUUUAAGUUCUUGUGCUUUUAUUCUCACUGAAGAAGCAGGUAGGAUUAAAGCUAUCUCAAGCUAUUUCCCCAACCCUUGAGCCAUUUCGUCUUAUUUGCUUGCAACAUUAAUUUAGGGUAGAUUUAUUAUUAGCACAGUAUUAUGUUAGCAUAGCAGUCGCAUUUACACGCUGGAAUUUUUAUUGUUUUUGAGCUUAACAACAACAACAACAAAAACAUCCAACGGGAAAAUAAUAGAGCUAUGCGGAUAUGCUGAAAAUGAGUCCACCCCAAAGUUUUAACGGCUAGUCUCGAAAGAAAAGGUGGUAAAAAUCGAGAGCGAAUCAUGUCAGCUUGUCUAAAUUAAACAAGAAAAGUGCUAAACAGUUACCAUGUUUUCUAAACAGCUAGACUCACUUUGGUCUCCGAAAAAUGCUGGAAAAUAAUAAUAAUAAUAAUAACACAAUAAUACCGAACAAACUUGCUGUCAUUCAGUCAUACUUUUUUAACUGAAUCUUUAUUAAUAACUCCAGAAACAGUACAAUGCAAUUAUUAUUCAUUCAAAAUAUUUUCCCAGUUCUGAUUGGCUAAAAGCACACGCAUAAUUCACCAUAACCACUUACUGAUGACCAAAUUUGGAAGCAAUUUGGGUUUAACGAGGAAAUGACGUAAAAAAUGCAGCCUUCUACAGGUUAAUGCGCCGUUAACCAAGAAGACCUGGGACGAGGUUGAGUUGUUUUCGUUGUGAAAACUAAAAUGGCGGACACUUCACUCGUUUCAAGAAUAAGAACUACAGCUGGAACUAGACGAAAUAAUGGCUAAAAACAUAGCAAAAACAGCAAGAAGACAAGUCGGAGGGCUACAUCUGCUAUUUGGAGAAUAUUUGCGGAGCUGGACAAACUUAAACGUACACUAUCAAAGAUAAACUUAACAUCGAUGCAGGUAAGCAUGUUUUAGCUAUGUUUUCAAACUAGGAAUUAUUUUGAAUGAAUAAUAAAGCAAUUAACGAAUUCGGCUUUCGUAGGAUAUGAAGAAUUAAGCAGAUCUAAUUAAUUCUUCAUAUCCUACUCAGCCUCAUCCAUUAAUUGAUAAUACCGGUCGAUCGGUUAAUACAGGCCUGAUGAGCCUGAAAACUAUGCUAAAAGAAUACGAUGAAGAGAACCAGUACUAAAUUGUUUGAUAAAGCGACUUUUUAAUAUAAGGAAAGACGAUAAGGGUGAAUCGAUUGGACCUUGCGGCCAAGUGACUGUAUAAGUAGUAUGGAAGAGAAGUUUUAUUCCACUUUUUUGAGGCGGAAAAAAACGCAGAUGACGUAGGCAUCAUUAAGAUCGGAUGAUGUCGCGCUUUUUUUUUGUUUUGCCUAUUGUAUCUGGUUUAACGGGUUUGAAGUUCGUUCCUUUUUGGAUUGAUGAUCUUAUGAUUUUUGAUUGGUUGACUCACAAGUUCGAGCUCGCAUGUCAAUUUAAAUCACUAAAACAUAACGUAUUCAUCUAAGUUUUAUUUCUUGACCAAUUUCCGUCCAUGGCUCCAGUUUACGAAAUCUCGACAAGAAAUUAUGCAUAUUAAUGAGGGUAAAGGAAAACUACAAUGUAUCUCUUUCUAAGACUAGACACAAAACACUUUUUGUAAAUUUCUAACUUACCCUCUCCCCUUCCUGCGCCUUCACAAUAAUUCAAUAAUUUCUCUCCUCCUCCUCUUCCUCAAUUUUGUUGUCUUUUCCUCACCAGCAUCUCACAUGUCUAUUGUUUUCCUCUACCUCCUUUAUCACGAAGUUUCCACGGUUUCCCUUGUCCACCAUCCAUUUUGUAUUGUUUUUCUCCAACACCAUAUCUUUAUUGUUUUCCUUUCUCCUCAUCCUCUCUUUAGACGGGUUCUAUAACUGCUUUUGUAGCUUCGCUUUUCACUUUUGGUGUCGUUACUAGUUCUUUUGUUAACAUAAUAGAUUGUGUUGCAUUCUAACCUGAGAUCAGGCUCUAUUUUCGUUUCGCUUUGAAAAUAACCUUCCGGCAGGCUAAAACUGGGCCUGAUCUCAGGUUAAUUGCUUUCAGGGGCUGUUAACAGGUUGACGUUGGGGUAGAGAUUGUAUAAUGCAAUGCAAUAUAACCAAAAAUACCCUAUUUGUUGUGGAGGAGGGAAAAACAACAGAAAUGUGGCACUGGUAAAAAUGAACGAAUACAGUAGAGACAUGAUGGUGGUGGAAGUGAAGGAAUACGACAGGAAGUUGACGAGAAUGAGGAGAAGGGAAGUAAUUUAAUUGUGGGAUAAUAAUGUUUACUGCUAAGAGAAAGCUAGUUUCCCAUUGCUUUUAUGAAUAAGUCUAAUUUGCAGGCUACCAAUCAGUGAGCCAGAACCUCAAUCAAUAGUUGCGACAGGAAAUAAACCGUGCGUAACCAUGGUUUGUUUUACUUUAUCUUUGUCAAAGUAAAUAAACCAAUCAGUGCCUCUUUAAAUUUAAUCAAUGAAUCUGAAGCCAUGGAUGAUCUAAAUAUAAACUAAAAACCCGUCAAACUAGUUAAACUAGGCACCACAUUAAAAUAGAACACCCUAUGUUCUGUUAUCACCCUAUGUUCUAUGACGUUAUAGAACCUUAAAGACAUGGGAUUCCAACUAAACAGUAACUAAAAGUGCGGAGUAAAAUAUUUCUACCUUACUUCUCGGGUAACUGCUGAAUAAAGUAGUGAUUCUUAUACUGUCACCUGUUAGCGCUUUCUUAACAUUAAUCCCACAUUUCCCCUUCACCUAGUAGUGAUAACGUCGCCAUCAUGUCAUUUUCACUUUACAGGAGCGAAUUGUAAGUCGAAGAAGGUGCUUUUAAUGACGGCUUCUUUAAGACGACGGACGUCUUAUCCCGUGCGAUAAGAUAUAUUUUAUAUAACAGAAAAAAAGCAUGCUAAAUCUUUCCAGACUCUAAUGGCAACCACCAAAAUUUGACGACCGACAUAUUUUCGUACAAAAGCGGUUAACAAAACGCUGACAAACGUUGUUUUUCAGUACCCAGCCUGCCUCCAAUGAAUGUGUCUACCACACCAUUAAAUGCUACGUUCUUUUCCGUAACUUGGGAACCUGUACCUCCUGGUCACAACCAUGGAAUAAUUCUUGGAUAUAAAGUAUUACUCGAAAAUAUGGAAGAUACGUCGUUGGUAUUGACUGCUAUUGUGAAUGUUAACCAGACUUGGAUAAUGUUAAAUGAAUCUAGUAAAUCAGCGCCAAUACUUUGCGCAAGAGUUGUAGCAUUCACAAGCAAAGGAGAUGGACAAUCGAGCACUUGCAAUGAGGUGUGGACUUGGUCCGAAGGUAAACUACUCUAUGGGUUAUACAGGCGAGUGAGAUCGGUCGAGCAGCCGAGUAUCUUAAUAAUACUCCAUUUACAGGCAUUUUACACACCUACAAUUGGCCUGUUCUCCAAUGGGCCACGUACAGUGUUUAGUGUGGUAUCUUUAAAGUCGUGAUUUAAAUUCUGGUUAAGGCUGACUUUUUCCAUGUUCUCUUGUUACCUACUCAUACUUUUUGUUUAGUCACCGCAAGGAUCUUCGUUAUUAUUCUAAAAGUGUCCACCAAGGUUGUCAAAAUUUAAGAUGGUAAGCCUCCACUGUCCUCUUUAGCCAGCAGCAGGUUGUAGGUAAAUGGCAUCGGUUUCCUGUCUGGCGCUUUAAGUGACCUUAAAUUAGAUGUUUUGUGUUAGUCCGCCCUUGAGUGAACCUUGAGAUAGGAUCAAUGCCUGGAUAAUUAUUAAAUAAAAACAAGAGCCAUUAUGAUCUCUUGAUAAAAAACAACUCUGCGAACCUAUUGGCCUUGGACAAGGUGCAUUCAAAGUACUCCCAGAUGCCAACUAAUGAAAGGACAAAAUCGAAAAUUGUUUUCAACAGCGAGGAAAAACAAAACCGAAAAAAGUUAUUCCAAAAUUUUCGACCGUAAUUGUCCGUCUUGUUCACGAGAUCACCUUGGCCUCUACUGACAAGGCCAAGAUCACAACGUGACCUUGACCUUGGAAACUAGGGUUAAGGUGAAAACGAGGCUGUAUGCCAUCAUUGGUGCUCCAGAUGAUCCCAUAAUCACAGAUGCCGACGAAAAUUUGGGAAUAUCUUUUUUUCUGCUUUCCCCUCGCUGUUGAUAAGAAGAAUCUUUGAUAUUAUAUUGUCCUUACGCCGUGAAUAAAUGUGUUUUAUGUUCGUCAUCCGAAAUUUUUGAAAUGAAAUAUACUUGGUUUCCGGUUUUAACAGAAACCAUGUUCCCGAAAAUGACAGCAGUGAGUCACUACAGUCCAACUGGCAUCAGAGUGAAGUGGAAUAAACUACGUACCUUAGUACUUCGUCAAUUAACACAUUAUAACGUGACGUAUGAAGAAGUUAGUGAGGCAGGUUAUCCUGUGUUAAACUCUUCGAGUACAACUGUGAAUGUAAGGGCGGAUUCAAGGAAACUGACUCUUAGUGGACUCAAGACAUACACAACGUACAAAAUAAGAGUGGAACCUGUCACCUUUGAUGCCAAGAUGCAUAACAACAAAAUCAUGUUUGCAGGUAUGAUAAGUUAACAUCGGAUCCAAAUUUAUCUCCACAACAAAUUUCUGUCUUAGUAAUGAUUACCUUGUUUUUAAGGCAGUUUAGUUGGGUUGGUUUAAACUUGUGCAAGGAAAAAAACAUUUGACACUCUCGUAAUAUUUCAAGUUAUAUUUUAUGCCACGAUACGGUUUCAAGUUGAGCAACGAACCAAUUUGCUCUGUCAGAUAAACUAACACAUCGAAAAAGAUACGUCAUCGACUUUGAAAUAACUAAAACCCUGUCAAACAGGUUAUAUUAAGCACAAAAUAGAAAUAGAACGUGACUUCACCCAUCUUAGGGACUCUUCACGUGAGUCCGAUUGACUGGGCUGGCCCGGUUUCCGAGAUCUCGCCUUACCUCAAAAUACUUUGAAAACUUUUGGAUGUGUUCAUAAGAGAGGGCGGGCUGGCUCGGUUCCCGAGAUCUCGGUUUUUUCCAAGCGGGAAAAAUGUCGAAAAGUUGAUGUGGGAACGCUUACAGCACAUCUGAGCGUAACUAUCAAACGUUAACAAGAUCUAAGCUAAAAGUAGUUUUGGGGCCCUGUUGGAGGGCAAGAGUAUGCCCUCUAUAAAAAUGGCGGCCAAUGUAAACCAUACUACUUUGUUGAAAAACCAAAGUGCCAUAAAAUAUCUCCCUUAAAUGCGUUUCCUCUCAAAUUUUGGGUGUAAGACAAUUUUUGUGUGCUCUGUCAAUUUUUGGAAUCACGCAAGAUUGUAACUCAUUGUUUAAAGGAAGCAUUGGUCACGUGACCUCUUAGUGGAAGUGGCCUAUUCGGAUGUUGUCGUCUUGCAUUGCCUGCUGUGUUUUUCACGUCAUAAGCAUCCCAUUUAACUGCAGCUGUACAGCUUUAAGGGUUGCCAAAGCCAUUGUAGUCGCAAAAGUUAUAAUUUUUGCGUUUCGCCAUGUUUGCUUUGUUUCUCGAAUUUCGGAUCAGGACCUUAGCCUUUUCUCAUCUCGGAUCCGGGUAGGAAUUUCUCAUAUGAACACAAGGCGAAAUUCGUCCCGUUAACAGGGCUCAUCUGAAGAUGAAAUGUUAUUCAUCGGUGUUAAGGUAGAAGUGCUGUACGAAAGACAUAAUGCAGAUGCCCAAGUCAAACGAUGAAAGAUUCUGAAAGGUUUGAACCUAAUAGACAUUUCAUAAGUAGGUGGUGAAUGACCGACCGGGUGAGAGUAGUCCUGAAUGGCAGUUUGUAAAGAAGAGAGUCCUAUUUAGGGCUACGCUCGACCGGUCGAUUAUUCGCCACUUACUUAUGCGAUGAAACAUUGAUACAAAACUAAAAGUAACCAUUAUUAAAAGCUACUGAGCGAGUGUAUCAUUACUUUUGUGCUUUAUUGAACGAAAACGAAGAGUGGGCAAUUUUUGGUUCCAUUUUUUUCAGAAACAUGCCGCUGUCCACAAGUUAUGUUCGCCAACUGGUACCCCAAACCCCCUUAUAUUAUCAAAGAAAACGCAACUGCCAAACCACGCGGUAUUAUCCCAGAAAUUCUAGUGCAUAUGCUGCAAGUCUCAUGCGGCCAGUGCCUCGCGUAUCAGACUUGGAACAUAAGCUACAAUUUCAACAAAACAGAGAACAUUUUGGACCGAGAUAACCAACCAUGGGUGGAUUUCCGCUUUCCAGUCAGAUCAGCUGUUGGAAGAACUACAUACAGGGGUAUUCACAAGUACAUUCCUCUUUUGACCAUUCCUGGUGUGGCUUUGAUGACAAGAAAAAAGACACCGUCUGGAUAUGCUCGUGACUUAAGCAAUUCUGUGCUGGCUUGUUGGCCUAUUUUUGCAGUUAGUUUUUCUAUGGCGAUAUUAACUGGCAUCCUUAUUUGGUUUGUGGUGAGUCACUUAAUUAAGAAUAGUCAGUGUCGUUUCAUCAAAUUAAAUAAGUACAAGUCAUGUUCAAUUUUCCGAGGGAGUGUUCGUUUGUAAAUGAACACAGUGAGAACUGCUAAUAGCUAGACUGAGUGAGAAAGAAAGAGGAACGGAAUUGUAAACGGAACUUGUCCCAUGAAAUAAGCAGGAUUUUUAAGCCUAGCCGCUUUAUAAAUCUCCAGGUUGGUAUUAGACAUAAACGGCACGUAUGUCUCUAGCUUCGUUUGGAUUUCCACUAAGAAUGAAUGGAAUGCAUAGAACGUAAUCUGAUCAUAGUUGUUUGGGCCUUCUUCAGGAGGCUCCUGCCUUCUAUCAUUUGCAGUCUGUUGACGUGUCUUUUGACCAGCCAUUACGUGAAACAUACGUAAAUUGCACAGCGUUGGCCCAAUAGCGUUUACUUUGUAAUCUUUGGCUAUUACUAUUUUUUAAAUAAGAUUUCACAAGACAAGAGGCACAACCGUUUCAACCGCCUUUUUUCUGCCCAACUAUAUAAGUACCUGCCCUCCUAAAUAGUUUUUAGCUGGGGACAACAAUAGCGUGACGUUUGGUACAAGGCCUUUUGCGGAUCUAACGCAACUGCGGGGCUGGGAAUUGAUUUUACUUCUUAACAUCUCAACAUGUAAGUCUUUUACCUCGCUGGGUGAUCAAUCUUUUCAUAUGGCUGCCCCAAUAUUGUGGAACGAUCGUCCCCUUUUUAUUAGAAAUACAUCUUCAGUAAAUGGUUUUAAAAAGGCACUGAUUUAAAAACACAUAUAUUUCAGCGUUUCCUAGCUAAUUUAUUCUUACUAUUAUUACUUUUAUAAAUUAUCAACUUAGAUUUGUAACUAGGAUUUUAAGGAAUAAUUAGUCAUUGCCUAGAAUUUUAGAAUUAUUAUUUUUAUAAAUUAUUAAGUAGGAUUUGUAAAUAGGAUUUUAGGAAUUAUUUGGUCAUUGUUUUUACAAUUUUUGGAAGUUUGUUAAUUACUAUUAUUAUUCAAUCAAAAUAUUUGCCCGAUUCUGAUUGGCUAAAAAGCACACGCAUAAUUCACCAUAACCAGCUACUGAUGACCAAAUUUGGAAGAAUUUUGCGAUUAAUGAACCGGUGACGUCAAAAGUCCAGCUUCCUUGCAGGUUAAUGCACCGUUAACCGAGAAGACCUGGGCACGAGGUUGAGUUGUUUUGGUUGUGAAAACAAAAAUGGCGGACAUUUCGCCCGUUUUCAAGAGUAAGAACUAGGCGAAAUAAUAACUAAAAACAUGGCAAGAACAGCAAGAAGUCAACUCGAAGGGCUAUAUCUGCUAUUUGGAGAAAAUUUGCGGAGCUGAACAACCCUAAACGUGCACUAUCGAAGAUGAACUUAAAAUCGAUGGAGGUGAGCAUGUUUUAGCUAUGUUUAUAAACUAGGAAUUAUUUUGAAUGAAUGAUAAAACAAUUAUUGAAUUCGGCUUUCGUAUCAUAUGAAGAAUUAUGGAGAUCUCGGAGGGUGUUAUCCGCCUCGGCCUACGGCCUCGACGGAUAACACCCUUCUCGAUCUCCAUAAUUCUUCAUAAGAUACUCAGCCUCAUUCAUUAAUUUUUAAUUAUUUGUUAAUGUAGAUUUACUUUUUUAUAUAGAACUUUUAAAUAGGAUUUAUGUAAUGCGCAGAUGAAAAUUAUUCAAUAGAUUGAUAUUUGCGCGAUACAAAUUAAUAAAUAAUAAUAAUAAUAAUAAUAAUUUUUAGAUACCAGGCGCUCAUAUUGGAUAUUGAUAUUAUCAUAAUUUAUUAAUCAUUGUUUAAUGUCAGUACUACCUCUCUCUGUUUUAUAGGAAUAUAAUUCUAAUUCUCAGCAUUUCUUCAACCAUUUCCAUCAAGGCAUCGUGGAAGGAAUAUGGUGGUCCCUUGUUACCAUGACAACUGUGGGGUAAACAAUAUUGAUUAGAACCAGUGAAUAUAAAACAAUAGUUUGCAUCCAAACCAGUGACCAUCAGUUCUCGCAACAAAUUAAUAAGAAAAGCAAAUGUGACGAGUGCUUGAGACAAAUUAAUCUUUAAUUGUUAUGAAGUGAAAGUUACAUUUGUUCUAGCAAAAGCAAAGAAGAUUUUAAUGGCCAAAAUCGAAAGUGAUAUGAUACGAAAUUCAAUCAUUUUUGCUUGUAGGAAGAACUAUAAUUCCAAGAGUGGCAACCGAAACACGUUAUUAUUAUUCUAAAUGGCAGCGUGCGGAAAAUUUGAAAGCUUGUUAAACUAGCCGAUACCUAUCUGAUGCUUGAUCCGAUUAAUAAUUUCUAUUAAAAAGAAAAUAUUCUUAAAAAAAUAAUUGUUAACUCUUAAACUCUUUCUGACAAGCUACUACAUACAUAAAAAAACCUUUCUGAAAAUGAAGAAAUGAUCGUCGCAGUGAACGCAAUUUAUGCAAUUGCGUAAAGAAGCCUGAAAAAAAAAAUUAAGGACUUCAACGGGGUUUGAACCCGUGACCUCGCGAUACCGGUGCGAUGCUCUACCAAAUGAGCUAUGAAGCCACCGACGUUGGGGGCAGGUCAAUUGUGGAUUCAUAUGUUCCCGUGAAAGAAAUGAGUGUUAAUGAUAUAUGAAAUAAAUCAUAUAUGAACUGCGGAAAUGAAAAAAAUGAAAAUGAAAGGAAAUGAUCAUUUCUUCAUUUUCAUUUCAUUUCUGUAGUUCAUAUAUGAUUUAUUUCAUAUAUCAUUAACAAAAACCUUUCUUCUCAGAAAUUUUAUUCGUUGUUUAAAUUUUAGACACGUCAUGUAAUUACUCGGCCUUACUUUUAUCUUAAAUGAACUUUCGCUUCAAGAUGAUACUCUUGUUCUUCUAUCUUCAGGUACGGGGACAGAUACCCAAAGACCAUUCUCGGGCGGUCAAUUGCUAUUGUUUGGUUCCUGGCCGGAAUCGUUCUGUCUUCUCUUCUAGUUAGCUCUCUGACUUCCUCCAUGUCCGUGCGCAUUCUCGAUAAACAUUUAAGCGUGGCCACUCAAGGCAGAAAGGUCAUUUAUUUUUUAUGUAAUUUACAUUAUAUUGCUUUGGUCAACUAUCACUUAUCACUAUCACUAUCGCUUUCUCUUCUCUCUGCCGAAAGAAACUUCUAUCAGAGAUCAUUAGAGCUUGCAGAAAACGAUUUCUGUGACUUAUGAAUUCUUCAUUAACCUACAAAUUGUUUGGCUGUUUAAAUUACACAGAAGAAGCGCGCAAAAUGCACCUUUCGGCGUUGAGAAGAGGAUUUCGUCGCAUUUUAAAAAAAUAAAAAAAUGGAUGCAACUGCGUUCGUCGCAUAAAAGCCUAUACAUGUAGUUUGUUUUUUUUGAUAUUCUUCACACAGGUUGGGUCACUGGCUCAGUUUCCAGAGUAUGAAAUUCUUGUCCGAUACAAAUCGCAAGUAGGAGGUAGUAAGUUUUGUAUAUCUAUUACUAUGACUGUUGUAGUUAUAAUUACUAGUAAAUUUCGACCCUGCUCGCCAUAGAGCCUCCAGCAGCUCGUUGGUUGGAGCAUCCGAGCUAGAACUCGGAUGGUCGUGAAUUCGAUUCUCUCUUGGAGCUCGCUUUCUAGCCUUAGAAUUCUCUUUUUUCCAAACUGGUUCAAAUGACUCUUCCGCAUGAAAACGAGACAAGAAAUAUUUACAAGGAUUCUGAUGCACAAUUUCUCUUAAAAGACUCAACCUUAGAUUAAAUCUAACAAAAAAUGUCGGAAAGCGGAUCGAGCGAACGGCACCCGCCUUGCUUGGAAGGUAGGUAGAUCGAACAAAUGGUAUACGUACCCACCUCACUCGGCGCACUUUCGCAGACUAACCUUGUUGAAUUAAAGGUGUAAAACCCGUAAUUCCGUAAAUAUAUUUCUCAGCAACCACAUGAAAACUAGCCUGCAUAACAGGCGCCUUAGGAGCCAAGCGAGGCCAACGCGGCAUCUCGCGCGAAGCUUAAGGCGCGGGGAGACGAAAAAAUAAAGCGCCUGUUACCAGUCCAUAGUUCUGGCUCUUCCCACGUUCACUACAUGAACGUCGCGUUCCAAUUGGUUAAUUGAUGACGCGUUGUUCUGGCUAAAUUUUGGCAUGUUUGUCUUCAACAAAAUGGCCGUCACGCAGUCACUUUCUUUUGACGAUGCUCGGUUUGAGAUGCUCUUUGUUUAUUCCCAAAUAUUUCAGAUAUAAAGGAAAAACAAAAGAAAUGUUUAAAUUUAUUGCUAAAGAGGAAGGAUGUUCUUGGAAUGCUUCCAACUGGGUUUGGACAAAGCCUGAUUUACCAACUUUUUGAAAUAAAGUGUUGACACGCCAAACACGACUCAUGUGAAACGAGACAUUAGCGUUUGUUAGAACAACAGGUUUUUCCUCUUUUCUUUCUCGCUGCUGUGUUUGGACAUUCUAAAAUUUGACUGAGCAAAUCCUAUUUUUGCUUCACUAAGUCUUACAUUAAAGGUGUUUCAUGCACUAAUUGCGUUCCGACGAAGGAGAACGCAUACUAUUUGAGUCUUUUUGUGCGCCGUACAUAAAGUAGCAACCGUUUAUAUCCAGGCGAUUUCACGGUUUGGACGCCGUCUUGGACCGGCCUGGCACAUUUUGCCUCGAUCUCAUGUUUCAUUUAAUCUGGUAUCUAUUUUGUGACAGUCGUUCGUUCACAGAUGAAACGGGCAGAGCUGUCAACCUCCCACGUCUUCAAAUAUUGAGAAUUGACGGGAAUGAGAUGUAGAUGACGUCAUAAUGCACGGCAGGUGACGUCAUUUGUGAAAAAAAAACGCGCGAAACACAUGUUGUUGGAAUUCUAACAUUUGACCUAAUUGGUUUACUUCCCACCAAUCACAUCAUUGCUUAUAUUACAAUGACAUACCGGAGUUUGUGAGGAAACGUUCCAUGUUAACAGUAAGAUAGCUCAAACAACGCAAAAUAUUUGAAAUUUCAUAGUCAGAAAGUCGAAUCUUCCAGAAACGGCAGACUUCGGCGAUUAUCCGUGAGAUUUUGACUCUAAUCUGGAGACCGGGAGAAACGGUUCAAAAUCUGGAGUCUCCGGGAUUAUCUGGGAGAGUUGACAGCCCUGAACGGGGAUUUUCUGUUUACUACAGGCUUGUUUAUAGUUUUCUCGCAGUUUUCAAUUAAUUCAAUCAGUUUUUUUUACAUAGAAAAAUUUCCAUUCUAAGAUAAUCGGAUAUGUAGAUAUUAUGUUAACGAUGCGUUCUGCACACUGUAUUUGUUUUUAUGGAUUCAAGAAAGAUCAACUUCGAUCGACCAUAUUUAAUUAUAUUACAAAUUACAUAUUUUCGCUUUUAAAGGUAUGUACAGCGUUGUAUUUGCCUUUGUUUGUCACCAUUUUUGAAAAAUAUACACAAAGUUGAAAAGUGAAACGUUGACCUUUUCAUCUCACUAAUCUAAUUUCGGGUGCGUUGGACACUUAAACUUUUCCGAUAAUUUAAUUUUUCUGUAUCCCAAUUUUUAGCCAAUUAUAUUGACCAUCCUAGAGAGCAAAAGAAUAUCCUGAGGAUCAUAGUCAGUGUUUGACCUGUUGUUACAUACAUGUACUUUACUUAGAGGUUUAGCCAAGUAAAUAUAAAAAGUACUGUACGCUCUUGCAUUUUUGAGGAAAAAUGAAAUAGUAACGAAUUGUAAAGUAGGAGGACAAACAAUAACACUGAUAAAGACAGCUGCUGAUAUUCAUAUUGAUAAAAGUGUUUGGUUUUGAUAUCUCAAUGUUAUAAGCCCAUCAGGGUUUGCGCUCCCUUCCCAAUAGCGCUCACUACCCACCAACCCACCUCCCCUCCCCAUCGAACGCACUCCCCUAAUUUGCAAUUACUACUAGUAGAGAAAUUAUUUGCUGUGAUUUAUGCUACUGUAGGUGUUUUUGGUGACCAGAAAAGUGACAAUUUUCGCGCGAAUAAAGGAUCGUGUUUUGAUUGGUCCUUUUGACAUCACCACCCCCAGUCAAUGUCAAUGGGCGUAGGUGGGUGGAAGAGCCAGAACAAUGGACUGGUAAUAGCACCUCCCCUUGCUUGGCUCAUUAAGCACCUGUUAUGCAGGCUAUCUAAAAUGUCCAAGGUCUUUUAUACACUGGUUAUUUAACGUAGUUCAGAACGCGACAAUAUAAGAUGCAUUUCCGUCAAUCUCUUCUUGCGAAACGUUCCACACCUUUACUUAUCAGUCUAGAGAUUCCUUCGGCUUGGCGUGCAACGAUCCACUUAGAAUGGAGCAGUCGCGAAUAAUGACAAUGCACGAACAUGUCAACUGAGUGACCCGUAGAGAUUGGCACUACAGUGUAGGUUCCUGCGGGCCCGUGCACUUGUGUAAAUAAGUAAAGUCAAGAAAAUAAAGAUUGUUCUUGAAUGGGUGACGGGCCAAAAGGACUUUUGAGCAAGACACUUGCUAUAAAUGUUUUAAAUUCAACUAACAAUAUUUUCAUUCCAUAAAGGUAAUCCCUUCCCCUCCCUAGAGAGGCUUGUUGAUGCGCUCAAACAAGACGAGGUUGAUGGUAUCUUGGUUGACGUAUACACAGCGCAUUACAGGAGUGACCUCUUUAAUGUGACCUGGAUCAAAAUCAGUCAAAUACUCGCUUAUAAAUUCACCUGUGGGGUGAUAAUUAGUGGAAAUGCAGCUAAACUGGAGCGAAUAUUUCGGGAGUAUGUUGGCAAUAAGAGUACAGUUGUCACUGAUAUUCUACAGAAGACAAACCAAGAAAAUGAAAAGGUAAUUGAUACGGCAUAAAAAACUCUCAGAAUCGUCUCAAUAACCUGUACCACGUCCACCAUUUUCACACCAUAAUCAGUUACUCUUAUCACCGAAACCGAUGUCAUCAGUCAUCUUGAACAUCAUAUCAACGUCCUCAGCAGUGACUCCGACUCGUCGUAUAGUUUAUUAACCUUACUUUCUACAUGAAUUCUUAUCAUCGUCGUUGUUAUCAUCAUCAUCAUCACCAUUGAAUAAACUACUGUAUUGUAUUUGUUGUUGAUUCUCUCGUUUGCUCCGACAGGUUUUCCGCCCGGUACAGUGGUUUUCCCCUGUCCUCAAAACUAACAUUUCCAAAUUCCAAUUCGACAAGAAAUGAUAAACUAAGAACCACAAUGUGAAUGUUCUUUCUCUAAGUCGAUGUUUAUUUUAAUUAUAUAUUUAUUCAUCAGUGGUAACGUCUCCCUAAGUGUCAUUAACACUACGUUAAUGAUCGUUCUCUAGCAGCUCCUAUCGUGUAAAACGUAUGUUUUCUCUCUGGGUACUAACGGUGCGCCAAGGGCCUUUCCUAACAUCGAAUAUCAACUAGUAGUAGUAACUAAGGUAAAAAGAUCUGGCACCUUCCAGUUUUGUAGCCUUGUGCCGUUGUUUACUUCAUUCUACUUUAGUUGUUCAUUCAAUUGCUCUUAGAGUAUUGAAAUAAUGAAAAAGAUUAUUGAUGAUGAUGAUGAUGAUGAUGAUGAUGAUGAUGAUGAUGAUGACGAUUAUAUUUUAUUCAACGUGAAGAAAUGCACCUACGGUUUUGAUAUUACAACAUACUGAUAUACUCCCAUAGCAAUUGCAAGCUAGUUUUCAAUUACUUCACGAAGAACUAAUUUUUGGAUAACCGCAGACUCACACAGAGUUAACUUAGUAAAGUUACUAAAUGACCUAAAACCUUACAAUCAAAUUCAACUUGAUCUAUUUCUAUAGGUUUCUCACACACAAAGCAGAAUACAAAAAGAAACGGUUCCUCUACUGGAUCCAGGGACAGCUCUGUUUAACCUGAGUCUAUUUAUCUUGUUCUCCCUGCUGUGCGUAGCUGUUAUUAUUGGAAUGUUGUAUCAGUUAUGGUACAGUGGACGGCAAAAACGGCGUUACGAUAUACAAGGUACCGCAACUCGUUGACCACUGAAGUUUCAAGCUAGUAAUAUCUUUAUAGGACCAAGAUAAUCCGAGAAAACUACGCCGAAUGAUUGAGUAGGCAAAUCCAGGGGGGUUGAGAGUGGAUCCCCCAAUGAUCUAGCAUAGUAGGUGGGGCUAAACAGAAUGGGUGAGCAUCAGCACAUUAGGGGGUGAGAGGCAUGCUUUCCAGGGGAAAAUUGCAAAUUCAGCACUACUGAAAUAGAGAAUAAUUUAUACCAAAGGCCUUUUUCUGAUGUUUUUUUUAUAUUGCAUGUUUGCAGCAAUAAGAAUGAGAGAAAGGAAAGAAUACAAGAGGACGAAACAGGAGCUACAAUCUACGUUGGAAGAGUUUUAUCAACGUUUUUAUUUAACGUACAAACAACUGCGGUUGAAACAUCGCAAGCAGCUAAAAUGUUUGAAAAAAACGGAAAAGUCUCUAAAUAACCUACGUAACAGGGACGUGGUCUAG